UUGCAGUUUUAUCGGCAUUUCGGUAAUAGACUAUUUCACUUCUGUGAUUGGUUUAAUGGAGGACCAGCAUGUUAACACCGCCAAGCAAUCCGCUGAGGUAUCCGGAAUAGCCCUACGAUUUUUGAGUGGCAAACACUUGGCUAAACUGAACGCUCUGCUAAGCAAGGCCACCACUGUUAUUGGGGGCUUGUAUACGUCUGAUCUCUCCCGUUUUAUUGUGUGCUUACAACUUGUUCACCUGAACUUUCCUCCCUUGGUGGAUCGCUUCCUCAAUGAGCUCUUCUACGUACUGCCCCGCUUGCAUGGAAAGCAGAAAGCUUUUGUUUUAGAAAUGCUGAACACUCGAAGUAGUAGUAUACCCACGCUUUACACCACCCUGAAGCCUUUUCUGAGCGAACUUUUGCAUAGUAGCGAGCCUCUUAUCGCGCGGUACACUGUUAUGAUUAUGAAAAGUUGUGUUGAAAAGGGCCUAUCAGAAAAGGAGCUUACCACCGCGGUGGCCCUGUUGUGUCCACUCGGUAUGAGUGUGCUUCCUUUCCUCAUUAGAUUUUGUGCGACUAGACUGCCUCCAGUUGAAAAGGAUCUAUUCGACAGCGCCGCCUUGAAAACCGUCAUAGAGAUCUUCGAAUACCUGCACGACGAAGAGCUCUUCUGCGGCGGAGCUGUUCGCACUGUCCUGCUGAAGGGCCUUUCGAAUGCACACGCUGCCAUUCGGGCGCAGUGCCUUGCUUUUUGGAGCAAUCGGAACCGACUUUCUUCCAAGUUAAAAAAACGUAUGGGCGAACUGCUCGAGACAAUGUACUGUAUAGAAACCGAGGACGAGUAUGUGAGUUACUGCUGCGCUUUGCUAUUAGACCUUUGCGAAGGCAGCCCCGACUACGAGAGGGCUCUCUUCGAUGCCCCGCUCUCAAAGUGCAACUUUGAAGUUCUCCACGUGGAUCCCUCGUGGCAAAAGAGGAACUAUAUGACUUCGCUUUAUGCCUCCACUCAGCUGUUCAGGUUUCCGGCAAGUAGCAGCACAGGACCUUCCUCCUCCGCUAGGCUUCCCUCUGGCAUGUUGCGGGCGACACCCCUCUCUACUAAUUUACUAGACCUUCCGGAGGGCCCAGUCGCCUCAACGCCCGGCGCCUUGGGCUUCUCGCUUCCCGACGACUCUGUGGGCAGUCCAUCUGUCCUUUACCGAAACGACUACAGAACGAAGUUUCUUCAGCAGCUGCAGAAUUCUAACCAACAGAAGCUUGCCGACCCUCUACACCACUUGAGAAUUGCGGAGUGCAGACAGCUGAAGCGUAGAUUCAACUACCCACGCAGCGGCAGUGAAGCAUCGAGCUUUCUUCAUACGCGAAUAGCUCAUAAGAAGCGAGAUCGGCGUAGACUUCAAGACGUUCACGAUAGGCUAGCCCAACAGCACAGCGUCUCACUCUUCAGGAAAUACCGUACUGGAGACCUCCCGGAUAUUCAGAUAAAAUAUCGCGACCUGAUCGCCCCACUCAAGCGACUAGUACAGAUGGAUAACUACAUUGCAAGGCGACUAUUGGCUUGUAUCGUCCACAAAAUGGUCGAGUAUUACGAGUCAACGCUACCCGCACGCGCCGCUGAGGAGGCCGUCGCACCCCUGGCCCAGAAGAUUCAGGCGCUGACUGGCCAGGCCUCUCUUUCCUCCCCGAUGUUUGUAGCAUUUCUAUUGGAUAUUUGCUACCACGUGGAACCAACCAGUAUAGCGCCAGGCACUCUCGGACACUGUGGGAGAGAAACCCUUAACCAACACUUGGCGAUCAUGCUUCUGGAAAAGCAGCUUUCCUCCGGGGGAUCCGAGCCCGCCCUCCCCUUCCCUAAAAGAAGCCGCGUGAACGAAGGCCGCCCUCCUUCUCUGCACAAAGAGUUGUGGUUUGAGCUGGCCAAGUUGUAUAAGUCCAUUCAAGAGUACGAUGUGAUUCGCGGCAUUCUCGCCUCUAAUUUUGUGACCUCCUCUCCCGUCUUCAAAGAGGCUAUUGAAGCAGAAGCGCAAGGGGACUACAGUCUGGCGUGCGACUGCUAUGACCAGCUCCAUAGCGGCUCUGUAUCAGAUAACUUUGAGUUGAACUUUGUCGAGAGUGGCCUCUUAAAGAGCCUCGAGAUGCUUGGAAAAUGGCCGAACGUGAAAACUCGCAUUGACGAACUCUGCGGCUACCAGCCAAACUUCUGGAAGAGGCUAUGGGAGCUCAACGACCUCGACUUUGUGUCCCAAUUUGUGAAAGCUCAUUUGAAGUGCACUGCUGGCCCCCCCUCUCAAACAGACGACCGUCUUCGUCUAUUUAUAGCUCACUCGCUGCAAGACCGCCAUUACAAGCCACUCAUGCGUGCACGCUUUGGAGUGGAACUGGCACUUUUUUUCGUUGUAGAAAACGAGCACGACCGCGCAAGGUACUUUUGUAGGGAAGGGUUGCACUCUUUUCUGGAGGACUGGAAGAACCUUCCCCACCUGAAGACCUCGAGUCGUCAACUGAGGCUUGCAAACCUGCAGCCAUUGGUUGAAAUAGAAGAGUUUCUGAUUUUUCUGUCCACACACACCUCUUCCAAGAACACCACUGCCCUCGCAAAGCUACUGUCGCGUUGGGCAGCCCGACUCCCUCACAAAACAUCGCACCAAACGGAUGUAUGGGACGACUUGAUUUCCUAUAGAUUCCUGUUAUUAAACAUUGCGCUCAAUGCCACUAACGUGACUGAAGAACAGGAAAGCUUGAUAGUCGAGAGCAAGGUGUCCAUGCUGCUAAAAGCCUCUGCAGCCUGCCGCCACCAGCAAAACUUCUCAUUGGGGAUGAGGUACCAAAGACAAGCACUUGCUUGCAUGCAGCAAAUGAGCAAAGAGAACCGGGAUUACGUUGCCACACUGCAUUCCCUCACAAAACUUUCUUGUGCAAAGGCAAAAUGCCAUCUUCGUCUUAAGAGUCACUACUCUUCGGAGUCUGCAGCCGCUUCUUUGCUAAAAGCGCUUGGCGAUUUAAAGAACUUUAGCAGCGACGACCAAGUGACAAACGAUCCGUUGAUAUUUCAGCGGCAUUGUCUGCUAAAAUGUCGCGUGCUGGGUUUGUUGGAACAACUUUUUCGGAACCCUUCCUUUAAUAUUGGAAAGCUCGACCCCAAACUUCUUAAUUUCGUCAGUGGAGCAAAGGCCGCCCCGCACCUGCACCAGGCGUGCUUGGAGGAAUAUUACUCCUCAUUACAGCAUGCCUUGAAAAGCCCAAAGGGGGGUUGCGGCCAAUAUGCAGCAAAGCUUCAUCUUACGAUGGCAAAAUUCUGCGAUAAAGCUCUUUCACACUCUUACUCGGUGCCCGUACCUGCCAACGGACCUCGAGCCCUAUCAAAAUUGAUGAUCUCUUCAGUUUUCCAAGCCAUGCAUUUGGGCUCGAACUCCGCUGCGAGUCGCGUGCCUCGCCUUUUGCAUCUGCUCGCUAAGGAUUCUCAAUUGACCUACAGUUUCCGUAAGGAAUGCGAGGCGGCUCCCUGUUGGAUGUUUAUACCGUGGAUUUCACAACUGGUUGCCAUAUUAAGCAAGACGGAGGCUGCAGCCGUCAUUGGGCCACUAAAAAAAAUAGGGAAGUUUUACCCCCAAGCCCUGUUUUAUCCGCUCCGACUCUGUUCGAAGCACGACUAUGAAACAGUCGCCUGGAAAUACGUUGAGGAGCUCCAGGCACUCUCCCACCACCCGUACUUGGACCGUAUGAUUAAAGAGUUGCGCACACUAGUGGAUCCUGAACACCUGUUCAAGGAUUGGUAUAUUAACGACUUGAAACCGUUGUUUGCAGCACCCCGCACUUUGAGAAAUGAAAAUAGAAUAAUGAAGGAAUUCUCGAAGAUGAAAGUCGAUUUACUGUCUAUGGAAGACUGCCCAUCUGAUGUCCGAAAGCGCUUUGCACUCGAGUACGGCCCCCAAAUUGAAAAACUUGCUGGGGUUGACGGCGCCCGGCUUUUAGCGCAUGCAAGCAACGACCCAUUUGGAGCAGUCCUCGAAGCCAUGCAGCAACGUUCUGACUUCGUGGCUAGGCCGGAGACUUUGAAAGAAUACUCUCUCUGGUUGGCUAGUUACCACUCAUCCAAUUUUAAAGAUCACCCCAUUGAAGUUCCAGGCCAGUACACUGGACGUUGUAAGCCUAUUGUCGAGUCCCACACGAAAAUUUGUGCCUUCGACGACCGUAUCAAAGUCCUGAUGUCCAUGAGAAAACCAAAGCGCCUACUUAUAAGGGGAGACGACGAGCGGGAAUAUAUGUUUCUGGUCAAAGGAGGAGAAGAUCUCCGCCUUGACCAGCGCCUGCAGCAGCUCUUUACCCUCAUGAACGAAGCUCUAUACAAGGACACGGUUGCAAGACAGCGAAGCCUCUACCUGCAAACUUACCAGGUGAUUCCGGUGUCGCUGAGGCUUGGAUUGAUCGAGUGGAUUAAGGAAACAAUUACCCUCAAGGAACUGCUGGAAACUGCUUUGACUUCCGAAGAGAAAAGCCGGCUGAAGUCACCAGAAAACAAUCCAAUUCGAGCACACAUCAACUGGAUUAACCGAUUUAAAACAAAGAAGGCUGAUGAGAAUCCUUACACCCGAAUGUACAUGCUGGCCUCUAAUUCGGAAACGACGGCGGCCUUCCGGCACCGGCGGGAUAUGGUCCCGCGUGACUUGCUCCGCAGAGCCAUCCUUAAGAGGAUAAACGACCGGGAAGCCUUCGUGGCUAUAAGAAGCGACUUUAUUCGGAGCCAUGCUACUCUUUCUAUUUGCCACUAUGUUCUCGGGAUAGGCGACCGGCACUUGUCCAACUUUAUGUUUAACCUGAGUACUGGAAGAAUUAUAGGCAUUGACUUCGGCCACGCCUUUGGCUCAGCCACACAAUUUUUGCCUGUACCGGAGUUGAUCCCUUUCCGGUUGACCCCUCAAAUAGUGGGUUUCCUUUAUCCGCUCACGACCGAAGGCCUUUUAAGGAACUCGAUGAUCAUUACAAUGAACGCUUUACGCCGGCGCAGUGCAGUGCUUUUGAGGACUUUGGAUGUCUUCGUUAACGAGCCUCUGUUCGAGUGGCGCAGUCUGUCGCGUGGACAGGCGGGGUCCCAAGCAGAGCUGGAGCUGCAUGCCGGAGUUGACCAUAUAAAAGGGGAGUGGUAUCCACGAGAAAAGUUGUCCAUAGCCGAACAAAAGCUGGAGUCCCAUAAUUCUUCUUAUAUUAUGGCCCUCGAGAUUAAAGCUGGCCACGGCCAUAAAAAAGAGUGCGAAGCUCUGUUAAGAAUAGUUCAAGGAGAUCCAAACAUUAACGUUCGUGCUAAGGUGGGGGCGAUUUGCAAGAACGUGGAAGAGCAAGUCGACUGUUUGAUUGAUCACGCAACGGAUCCUAAUAUUUUAGGAAGGCUUUGGGUGGGCUGGGAGAGCUAUAUGUAAC
Zophobas morio is the source of this 5396-nucleotide messenger RNA. RefSeq names its product DNA-dependent protein kinase catalytic subunit-like. Gene Ontology annotation, cellular component: nucleus. The transcript is spliced from 54 exons. Bases 56 to 5395 code for a protein of 1779 amino acids. NCBI's taxonomy places the organism in Eukaryota, Metazoa, Arthropoda, Insecta, Coleoptera, Tenebrionidae. Gene Ontology annotation, biological process: protein phosphorylation; telomere maintenance; double-strand break repair via nonhomologous end joining. The record is from RefSeq and is a predicted model, not a curated record. Gene Ontology annotation, molecular function: DNA-dependent protein kinase activity; protein binding.